AGUAGUGGAAGAGAUAGAGCAGAUCAGUUGUCUUACUAAGAACAUAGCAGGAGGAACAUAGUCAAAAGAGUACGUCAGUGUUGAGCGUGCGCGUUCAGUGGCGUCGUGUUCUUCUCUCCGGUGUAUACAGCAGCUAAAUAUCAGGACGAUCCGGUUGCGCGACAAAACAGCUGGACAGUAGACUACCUCGCCGUUUUACGUGAACUGAAACAAGCAGCGUCGGUUUCGACAUCCUGUGAAAAAAAAGAAACAUCAAGAAAAAGCAGCAGUGAACUCACAACCAGUGCGUAAAUUCGUGACAUCCGGAAGCAUAUAUAGAGUCAGCCAGUCUUAGGAAUCAUAAAAGAAUCUGAACAAGACCAUCACGGAGAUUCUUCGAUCUAGAGACUGCUAUCAGGAUCCUCUACGGGAGAUACUGCUCUCAAAGGACGGAGGACGCUAACGCGCAAGGUUAGGUCUCGCACGAACGAAUUAUUUUGAAUGAGGCUGUUCGCAAAAUCGUCAAAAUUGACAGGAUCGCGAGAAUGGCAGGUGGCGUCCCUAGCGGAAAGAUGAGGCGAGUCCUCGUCUUUCUCGUACUAAUAACUGGGGUCCUCCUGAUAGCAAUGUACGCCCAUGCACCGACUCUAGUCUCCUUGCAGCCAUUUACUGCACGAAGUUUCAAGGAAUUACGUCAGCACUUGGUCACCUUCUUGGGCGAUAAUCGAAGCGCCGAGAUUCCUGGCGUUCAGCUUUACGAAUUCUUGAACGAUUCUAGAACCUUCCAAAGCCCCUGGUCUUGGGCUUGCGUAGCAGGACGAUGCGAGAGGAGAGCAGUUAGGUCUUCCAGGAUAUCCUUAGCUACCUGUACAGCCCUCUGUGGCGGAAGUACCCGUUUGAUCUGGCCAAGACCAACCGGAAACAUUAUCCUUGGAGAUGACAGCACCGUCUUUCAUCUUCAACAAGUCGCCAUGAUAACAGUAAACACGAGUGAUCAGAGUGUAAAAAAUCUUUUAGAGCACGCCAAAGUCAUUUUCCUAAAUAACAUUAAAAGUCUCAUCAAGGUGCCAAAUUCUAAAGGCAGAGCAGGCGUGGACAAUUUUGUCAUCUAUCUCAGUGCACCCGGUACCCAGGGUGGCGCAAAACUUACUCUGGAGACGGACGAGUCUUAUAAACUUGAGGUUUUACCAAAGGGGAAGCUUCUAGAGGCCAGGAUAACUGCAAAGAGUUUCUAUGGAGUUCGUCAUGGCUUGGAAACCCUGAGCCAGAUGAUCUGGUGGGACGAGACUGCAGGACGUCAGGGUGCACUGCGUGUGAUUUCACAAGCUAUCAUCGAGGACAAGCCUAUGUUUGCCUAUCGUGGUUUAGUUGUGGACACUGGACGACAAUUUUUUCCUAUAGAAGAGCUGAAGAGAGUCGUCGAUGGGAUGGCUGCGUCCAAACUCAAUACAUUUCAUUGGCAUCUGACAGACUCCCAAAGUUUUCCUUUUGACUCCGUUCAGUUUCCGGAAAUGGCACGGUGGGGUGCCUACAGUGGGGAUCAGGUUUACACAUCCGAAGACGUGAAAGAGUUUGUAGAGUACUCCAGGGUGCGGGGUGUAAGGGUACUAAUAGAAAUUGAUUCUCCUGCUCAUGCAGGUGCUGGAUGGCAAUGGGGUGCAGAACAUGGAUAUGGAGAACUAGCCUUGUGCGUGGACCAACAACCAUGGUCAUCUUAUUGUGGUGAACCUAAUUGUGGUCAACUGAAUCCCAUCAAUGAGCAUUCCUACAGAAUCUUGGAAGGUCUCUACAGAGAGCUUCUGGAUCUGACAGAGGUCCGAGAUAUCAUUCAUUUAGGUGGCGAUGAGGUUAAUAUGGAUUGUUGGGCACAGUACAGUAACAUAACAGCAGCUAUGCAAGCCCAGAAUAUAUCAGAUCAUCAUGUCCUUUGGGCAGAAUUUGAAAAUAAACUUUAUCGAAGGCUGAUCAAGGCAAAUCGUGAUGAGACACCCAAGGCAGUAAUACUCUGGAGUUCACCACUCACAAAGAGGCCAUAUAUUAACACAUACUUCGAUCCAAAAACAUUUGUGGUACAAAGCUGGGGUGGCAGCAACUGGCCAGAGACACCAGAUCUCCUUGAGGAUGGCUUUAGGGUGAUCCUAUCCCACGUAGAUGCCUGGUACCUUGACUGUGGGUUUGGUAAAUGGCGAGAAACCGGUGAAGCUGCCUGCGGGGAGUAUCGUACUUGGCAAACAGUGUACAAUCACAGGCCAUGGCAGGUGUAUGCCCAGCAACAAAUAAGCCUUGUCCUUGGUGGUGAGGCUGCCAUUUGGAACGAGCAAACCGGUCAAGCUUCUUUGGGACCUCGACUAUGGCCCAGGGCGUCAGCUUUUGCUGAGAGGUUAUGGAGUGAUCUGCCGACCAACGGUUACUCCACAGAGGAGAACGUCUACACGCGUCUGGCGGCGCACGUGGAGCUUCUCUUGGCAAGAGGACUCAAGACGGAAGCUGUAUGGCCGCAAUGGUGUUCCCAGAAUCCUGGCAAGUGCCUCUGACCGAGCACCAUAUGGAAUGUCCUGAUGGAUGGGCAUUAAUUGAGUGUGACAAACAAAAAUCCUGCCCCGUGGAAGAUACCGAAGUCAGUAUUCUAGAAUGCAAGCCUCUAGAAUCAAUCAAGACUAGGAAGUUUUUCGAUUGUUCUCUUCGGAGCAACAUGGUAGCUGGUCUUUGUCAAGAUUACAGUGAGAAAGUAACAAAAAGUCAGAUAAUGGAGCGUUUGGACUUUCUAGGUAGGUAAAUUAGAUAGAAGAAUUACGGGAUAGGCUCUCGUACGCGAGCGCUCGACUAUGACGUUUACAAGAGGAAAAAGUGGGUAGAUAACAGAAACAAAGAAUUCUCUAGGUCCCAAAGGGAAAAGUAAAAGUAUGUCCUCUGUCGUAGCGUCUCUCGUUGUACAUAAAUACCAUCUUCUUGGAGUGCAUUACAAUUCGUAUGGUUAUUGUCAUAAAACCGAAUAUGGAAGAUAUUUAAAAACUCGCUAGUUACCACCACAGGAUCCAAGAAGGGGCACUUUUAGCGGGAGCUUCAUUUUAUAAGUUACAAACAAGUAAUACAAAAUGGUGGCGUCAAGUAGAGUGGUUUAUAGUUGCAGCCAUAGAGAUUCCUUCGCUUUAGCAUGUAAGGAACAGCCCUUAGUGACGUAUCUGAUUAAUAUUUGUCCCAUUAGACAAAAUAUUUUAGAAAUAUUUUCCAACAGGGCGUUGCGACAGCGUGUUGCCCAUUCGCGAAGGAAACGAUAUAUCGACGUGUGUAUAGUGAAAGUGUAUCACUUCCGUGUGCAUGCUUGGUAUAUGGUGUGUGUUAUGCAUGUAAGAUUACCUAGAAUUUACAGUGCGGUAUCGUUUGUGAAGUCUUGUGUGAAAAAUAGUAACAGAAAAUGAAGACAGUAUCUAUUUGAAAUGACACGAUAUACAUAUGUAAAUUAUAUAAGCACAUUAGCGGCCGUCCAUGUCUUUUUUAGUUACUUUUCGUUCAAAGUGCCUUUGAGGUUCUUGUUUUUGUCGCUUAUUUCCAAAACUGCGGUGCGCGUGUGUGCUCUUGUACGAGUGUUGUGUGUGUAUGCACAUUAUACGUUGCGUGUAUGUUCCUAGAGAGAAACAAAAGUAGCGUAUCGAGAGUGCAGUUCAACGAGACCGUACUGCAGCUCGGUAGACGCACUUAGAGAAGUGUAUAACAGUCAAGUGUAUAAAAAUGAAUUUAGAAAAUGAUACGAAUUUGAAAUGAUGGAUUAGCGAUUAGAAAGACUUUCUAUCUCUUGGAAUUUUUUUUUUAAAUAAUUGUUUGAAUCAAACCUGAGAUUGUUUUAUGUGUGGGGCAUUUCUUGAAAAGAACUUUUUUGUUGCCCUCUACAAAAUCUAAUGAGCGCUGUAACGUUCCUUGAUAGAAUUCAAGACGGCCUGCAAUUAUACUGCAAUAAAGAAGCUUUCGAGCCAAGGGCACGCGUGAUAUAUUAAAAUAUUAAAUUUAUGAUUAAUUAAGGUUAUUAAUUUAGUAAGAAAAAGAGAAAUAAAGUUAUAACAAGGCGCGUUCACUGAGGUAAAAAAGUUUAAACACAAAGGGCACGCGCAACGUAGGGAAUUUAAAAAAAAAGAACACCCAAACGAGUUUAGGGAAAGCAGGGAUGAUGGAUCAAUGUAAAUAUUAUACAAUAAUAAGCAACGGACUAAUGAAGGAUGAGUCCUAAUGCGUACUUAUUAAUACUUAUUGACAUCGAUGGCUGUAAGUGGAUGUAAUUCUGAACAAGUGCUUUUGAAAGUUUCAAUGCGUUAAGUUCGAGAUCUAUAGGGCACGGACAUAUUUAAAUAAAUAGUAAACACGUCUGAGACGUUUAGGUUUCAUAAAGGGAAACUUAUCUGUCUUUUUUGUAUAAUAUAUGGUUUCUUUUUGAAAAAAAAAAAAUAAAAAAAUAAACGAAGUAUGGAUUGUUCUCCGACGUUCGAAUGCAUUCGUAACUACAAACGAGUUUUAUGAAUAGGCGUACUUAAAAAUAAGUGACAAACAAAUAAUUACACGGACGUUACGUCGGAACCACUGACUUGGCAAUAGUGUCACAUCACGCGUUUACAUUUUGCAAUAAUUCACCGAGUGACAUUGCAAGAUAAGUGCUAUAAAUAAUUUUCAUGGUACAGUGGCGUUUGUUAUAGCUUAAUUGAAAUUUGAAUCUGAACAUUGGGUAUUCCGAUACUAUUGUAAAAUGAAAUCACAUCAAAGCAUGUAUGAGAAUUGAUGCAUGAUGAUAGAACUAUUACGAUUUAGAAGAGACAGAGCUAAUAUUAUAAAAUACUGGAGGAUGUAUAACGUAGUAUUUUAUGACCAAACAGAUCGUGAAACAAAAAAGUAUUAUUCUCGCGUUUAGAAGUUAUCGGCAGACCACAGACCUAUUUGGUACGGUCGAAGUUAUACGGUGCAGUUCUGUAUCAGCUUAUACUUUUGUUGUAUAUGUAGUUACAUGUAAUUAAUUUGAAAUGAAGAAAACAAGCGCCUUUUUGUCAAAAUAUCACCUCCAGGCAUUCUUAUGGAUACAUAUGUAUUCACUGAUAUUGAAAUAGUCAAUGUAUUAAUAGCCGUUCAAUGACGUCACGACCUAUUUCCUAGGGAAAAAAUAUUACUCUGUUACGAAAUGUGAAUUAUAAAGGUUUAAUAUAAAGUGAAUUUUAAUACAA
Molecule: messenger RNA, 5180 nt
Organism: Cephus cinctus (wheat stem sawfly)
Lineage: Eukaryota; Metazoa; Arthropoda; Insecta; Hymenoptera; Cephidae
Gene: fdl
Product: probable beta-hexosaminidase fdl
Exons: 8
Coding region: 525-2513 (662 amino acids)
Biological process (GO): glycosaminoglycan metabolic process; carbohydrate metabolic process; ganglioside catabolic process
Cellular component (GO): membrane
Molecular function (GO): beta-N-acetylhexosaminidase activity
Source: RefSeq, a predicted model, not a curated record